AUGGAUGUGGAAGAACAAGCUGCUGACAGCAAUGGUCUCCUUGGUAUGGAGACGGUGCUGGUGAGUAAAGAAGGAGGUACAAAGACGAUGUCGACUGACCCGGAGGCUGACACUGGCAACCUGACAACACGGAAAACCAAAAAGAUGAUUUUCAAUGUCAGUGAUGUUCCACCUAUCCCAGCUACGGUGACGCUGGCCUUCCAGCACGUCCUUCAGUCUAUGGCGAACCUGCUGUCGGCAGCCAUCAUAUUCUCGGACCUCAUCUGCGCCUCCGACCAUGAAGAGAUCAAGACGAAGAUUCUUUCCACGACGAUGUUAACGACGGGACUGGCUACUUUGUUUGUGACGACAGUGGGCUGCAGGCUGCCAAUAUUUCAAGGUCCAUCCUUUACAUACGUCAUACCGUUGAUCACAAUGGGAACAAUGUCUGACUGGAGGUGCCCAAAUCAAGAGGAGCUAAGAGGCAUCUACAAUGAGACAUCAACGAACUACACGCUGAACCCUCGGGGGAUGAUCCCUGUACCAGAUGACGUCAUCCUGUCCAGAAUACACACGGUUAUGGGUAGCCUGAUGCUAGCUGAAGUUAUCCACACGCUAAUCGGAGUUACAGGAUGUGUCGGCUUUCUGCUACGGUUCAUAGGCCCCGUGACAAUCGUUCCUGCUAUCUUACUGGCUGCCUUGUACUUGUUUAAAGUGACCGUGAAGUAUUCACAGAUGCAUUGGGGAGUUGCUUUUGCAACUGUAGCCAUUGGCGUUGCACUGUCCCUCUACCUUAGACGCGUGAAGAUUCCGCUUCCAUUUUGGACUCCAAAACGAGGCUGUCACAUCAUUAGGUCCCAGUUUCAUACAGUGUACGCGGUCCUUAUAUCUAUAUUAAUGGGAUGGGGUUUGUCCGCCAUCUUGACUGGAAGUGGUGCUUUGUCCUCGGAUCCUGAAAGUCCCCAGUACUACGCCCGCACGGACUCACGAACAUACGUCAUCAGGGACAGUGGAUGGUUCUAUGUUCCUUAUCCCGGUCAGUUUGGCAUGUUCACAUUCAACGCGGGGGUGUUUGGCAGCUUCCUUGUGUCUUCACUCCUGUCGAUCAUCGACUCGAUCGCUGACUACAGCGCAUGCGCACGUAUUUGUCACGUGCCUCCACCCCCAGCACACGCGGUGAACAGGGGCGUGGCCGUAGAAGGCGUCAUUAGCAUCCUGACUGGUGGAAUGGGCAUCGGUAAUGCUACGUCUUCAUAUGGAGGCAAUAUUGGCACUAUUGGUUUGACCAAAGUUGCCAGUCGCCGGGUUAUGCAGUGUGUGGGAAUCAUAUUCAUCGUAUUUUCCGUACUCCCCAAGAUCGGAGCUGUGUUUGUGACUAUUCCCUACCCGGUUGUGGGAGGAUCAAUGGUUGUUCUGAAUGGUCUGCUGGUGGGCGUGGCUCUGUCAAAUCUACAGCCGGUAGAUCUAUCAGCUACCAGGAAUCUUGCGAUUAUUGGAAUGUCUCUGUUUGUGGGCAUGAUGGUGCCCUACUGGGCCGGGAACACUCCGGCUGGAUUCAAUACAGGCAACGCGAACGCUGAUUCAGUACUGAAGGUUCUUGUGUCAAAUCCAAUGUUCAUUGGCGGAGGUUUGGCCUGCAUUCUGGACAAUACAAUUUAUGGCACACGCAAGGAGCGAGGUUUGGAUUGGUGCGAGGAAGCCUCUACCAAACAUCCGGGUCAUAAGAGGCCAGCAGACUUCCCGUAUGAGGAAGGAAUUGAAGUGUACGAGCCAUUGUUCAUCCCGGAAAGCUGGAAGCGAUCUAAGUGGACCCGAUUUUUCCCGGUCAUACCAAAUCACAAUGUGGUAUAA
Haliotis rubra (blacklip abalone) is the source of this 1830-nucleotide messenger RNA. Its product is annotated as solute carrier family 23 member 1-like. Bases 1 to 1830 code for a protein of 609 amino acids. Gene Ontology annotation, biological process: transmembrane transport. Lineage: Eukaryota; Metazoa; Mollusca; Gastropoda; Lepetellida; Haliotidae. Gene Ontology annotation, cellular component: membrane. The record is from RefSeq and is a predicted model, not a curated record. The transcript has 11 exons. Gene Ontology annotation, molecular function: transmembrane transporter activity.